Molecule: messenger RNA, 1089 nt
Organism: Pyrus x bretschneideri (Chinese white pear)
Lineage: Eukaryota; Viridiplantae; Streptophyta; Magnoliopsida; Rosales; Rosaceae
Product: 21.7 kDa class VI heat shock protein
Exons: 2
Coding region: 352-978 (208 amino acids)
Source: RefSeq, a predicted model, not a curated record
UUCGAACCAUCGGCACUCACCUAAAGUUACAAAAUUGUCAUAGAGAUGGAUCAUAACUCGUCUUGUAUACAAAAGAAACAAAAACCAACCUUGUGUCGUUAGAGAUAAGUGAAAUACUAGCUAGCUUGAUGGAAAAUUUAAUUAGCUUGAUUUUCUUCACACCCAUGAGCAAAAAUCUAGAAAAAGAAAAUAUUCCAAAUUGCUUUACAGCCCUCCAAAUAUUCUCACCAAGGAAUUGGUGCUCUAGCUUUCUCCUUAGUGCUUCUCAUUCACUGUAAACACCAAACAACGCUAACCUCUCUCCACCAUCCACUCAAAAGUUGCUCUCCCAAGAUCCUCCCAUCUUCUCCAAUGGCUACUACUUCUACUACUCGGAAGCAGCUUGAAGUCGUAAGAGACGAUAAAACUCCGCAGAAAUGGUGUGUUUUAUUGAGAGAAGACGUGUUCAGAAGAUUCAUGUCUCAGGGCAGUCCAAAUCCAACAAUCCAGAAGGUCUUUGGUGGUGCAUCUUUUUUCAGUCCUUUGUUGUUUGGGAAAUUUUUUGAUCCUUCUGAUGCCUUCCCACUGUGGGAGAUUGAGUCAGAUAUCUUUCUGUCUGGUCUCAGAAGCGCUGGUCAAAACACUAUUGAUUGGUUUCAAACAGAUCAAGACUAUGUCCUUAAAGUAGAGCUACCAGGAGAAGGGAAAAAUAAUAUUCAGGUGUAUGCUGAAAAUGGGAAGGUGGUGGAAAUUAGUGGGCAGUGGAAGCAGCAGCAGCAAGGAGGAGAGUCCAACUCCUCGAAGAGCGCAAAGGAUUGGAGAAGUGGGAAUUGGUGGGAACAUGGUUAUGUUCGGAGGCUUGAGCUCCCACAAGAUGCAGAUUCCAAAAGGAUAGAGGCUUCUCUCACUAAUGACCUACUUUUGGAACUCAAAAUUCACAAGAUCAACAACAAACCCUUGGAUUAUGAGGCUAAUGCAAAAGAUAAUGAUGCAGAUUAAGUUCAAAUAAAACCCAAUAACAUACUAUUUGUGACUUGUUAAAUUUUGACAUACUUGUGACAUAAACUUGUGUGAUGUGAUGACGUACUUUUAUACAACAGAGUUUUUUCA